GGCACUCUCUGCAGGAUGAGUAGUAAGAUCACAUUUUAUGAGGACAGAAACUUCCAGGGCCGCUCCUAUGAGUGCGACACCGACUGCCCUGACAUGCACCCCCACUUCAGCCGCUGCAACUCCAUCAAGGUGGAGAGCGGCUGCUGGGUGCUGUACGAGAAGCCCAACUACACUGGUUACCAGUAUGUCCUGACCAGAGGAGAUUACCCAGACUACCAGCGCUGGAUGGGCUACAAUGACACCAUCCGCUCCUGCCGUACCUUCUCUUAUACCAGCGAGGGCCCCUACUGCUUGCGCAUCUACGAGCGCCCAAACUUCCAGGGUCAGAUGAUGGAGUUCAGCGAUGACUGCGAGUCGGUGCAGGACCAUUUCCGCAGCCGGGACAUCUACUCCUGCAACGUCAUGGAGGGCUACUGGACCCUCUAUGAGCACCCCAACUACCGCGGCCGGCAGUACUUCAUGAGGCCCGGAGAGUACCGCAAGUUCAGUGACUGGGGGGCCACCUGCGCCACCACCGGGUCCUUCCGCAGAAUCACAGAGUUUUAAUCAGGAAUCUCUCUUGAUGCUUUCGGUUUUAUUCACCUAGUUUCAUCCAAAACACCCAUUUCCUCCUCUAAAUGGCAUCUCUUUGUGGUAAUGUUAAUAAAAUACGUGGUACAUCAAGGAGUGGGAUGUUUCAU
Plectropomus leopardus (leopard coralgrouper) is the source of this 680-nucleotide messenger RNA. Its product is annotated as gamma-crystallin M2-like. The record is from RefSeq and is a predicted model, not a curated record. Gene Ontology annotation, molecular function: structural constituent of eye lens. Lineage: Eukaryota; Metazoa; Chordata; Actinopteri; Perciformes; Serranidae. Gene Ontology annotation, biological process: visual perception; lens development in camera-type eye.